CGUCUUGUAUACACAUACAGCGACUAACCUACACACGACACUCACCACCACCACCACCACCACCACACAUUCCAGCGUCCCAACCCUCGGACCGACGCCCAACUCGAUCCUUCACCUGCGCCGACCGAACACGCGCCACAUACGCUACGAAGGCUACUACCGCUUCUAGUCUCUUUCUCGCUCUCUCACGACCACUUGAUCUUUCUCGAAGCCCUCUAUCACGGCCCCUUGCUUCUGCCCUGCUCCUACAACAACUCCAGGAACGAACUCGGCCAUCUUCAGCAUCCCUGCCUCCGCGCAUAUACCUCUCCCGCUCGCACCUCCCACCUCUCUGAACACGAGCUACCGCUCUGCCUCUCCAUUGACUCGACGACCACGACUCCUGCUGCUGCGACAACCUCGCCGUCUGAUCUGUCCGGUAACCACUCCGACUCCCAUACGCUACCUAAUAAUCUAGCUUCAGAAAGCCAGAUAUCCUCGACAAGGAGAACUGCUCUCCCGAACCGAGACCUCCUUCUCCUCCUCGCGCCCUCCCAGCCACUACCAAUCUUCUACAGCCCCGACAGCAAGCUUCCAUUCCGAUGGCCGAAGAAGAAGAUUUUAGCUCCAUCCCCCUCCAGGACAGAUUUGUCCACAAGGUGUGGAAAGUUCGAAAGCAAGCCUACGAAGAUGCCGCCAAGGCCUUUUCUGCCACCGCCGACGAGUACGACAAUGCCUUCAGACCCUUUCUCUCCGAUUCCGGCAUCUGGAAAGGCGCCGUUGCUGACUCCAAUGUCGCUGCGCAACAAGAUGGUCUUGCCGCAUACUGUGCCUUUCUCAAGUUUGGAGGCAAAGAACACUGCACAAGAACACGCGGCGUCACGAUAGGGCCCAUUUGCGAAAAGGGUCUGCCCUCAACGCGCGCCGCCGCCAAGGACUCGUCGUUAGAGGCCCUUCUCCUGCUCGUCGAGCUCGAUGUGGCUGCGCCCGUCAUCGAGGAAAUCAUCCCCGUCCUCUCCAACAAGCAACCCAAGGUUGUCGCCGCCGCCAUCACCGCCCUGACCACCAUUUACCACAACUAUGGAUGCAAGACGGUCGACCCCAAGCCCGUCCUCAAGGUCCUCCCCAAAGCCUUCGGCCAUGCUGACAAGAACGUUCGUGCUGCCGCCACAAGCCUCGCCGUCGAGUUCUACAGAUGGCUGCGUGAGGCCAUGAAGCCCAUGUUCUGGGGCGAUCUGAAACCCACCCAGCAGACCGACCUCGAGGCUCAGUUCGAGAAGAUCAAGGCCGAACCCGCCCCGAAGCAAGAGCGCUUCUUGCGCUCACAACAAGCCGCCAUGGCCCGCGCCCCGCCGCCGGGAGCCGAUGGAGAAGAGGAGGACGACGGAGACUACGGCGAGGAGCCCGCCGAGAUGGACGCCUUCGACCUGGCAGAGCCCCAGGACGUCUUUGGCAAGAUUCCCGCCAACUUCAGCGAAGCCCUGGCCUCGUCCAAGUGGAAGGAGAGGAAGGAGGCCGUCGAGGGUCUCUACGCGGCCAUCAACGUACCCAGAAUCAAGGACGGCGACUUCAACGAGAUCAACAGGGGGCUCGCCAAAUGCAUGAAGGAUGCCAACGUUGCCGUCGUCACCCAGGCUGCGCAGUGUAUCGAGGUCUUGGCCAAGGGCCUGAGGUCCAGCUACGCGAAGCACCGCACGACCGUCAUGCAACCCAUCAUGGACCGACUGAAGGAGAAGAAGGCGUCUGUGUCGGAUGCCCUGGGCGCUGCCCUGGAUCAAGUCUUCCUCGCCACGAGUCUUACUGACUGUCUAGAGGACAUCAACACCUACCUCGUUCACAAGAACCCCCAGGUCAAGGAGGGCACCAUGAAGUUCCUGAUUCGCUGCCUGAGGACGACACGAGACGUGCCCAGCAAACCCGAGAUCGCCACGAUUGUCGAAUCGGGUAAGAAAUUGUUGUCAGAAUCCAGCGAGGGUCUUCGUUCGGGCGGUGCCGAGAUCCUGGGUACCGUCAUGAAGAUCAUCGGCGAGCGUGCCAUGAACCCGCACAUGGAGGGCCUCGACGACAUCCGCAAGACCAAGAUUAAGGAGUUCUUCGAGACGGCCGAAGUCAAGGCCAAGGAAAAGCCCAAGGCGCCACCUCCUGCAGCCAAGGCGCCUCCCCCGAAGAAGCUCGUGGGAGGAAAGAAGCCGGCAAUGAAGAGGCCAGUCAUGCCCGCAGCGGCCCCAUCCCCGCCAGUCGAACCAGAGCCCCUUUCGCCGCAGGCCACCUCCCGUCCCAAGCCGGCCGGUACCAAGAUGGGCAUGCCGAAGCCUUCGGGCCUCGCUGGCCUCAAGUCGAAGCGUCCUCUCGGAGCGCCGGGUACCGGUUCGCCGCGUCGUUCCGCCGCCGCUCCCAUCAUGCCCGAAGACGACCCCGCCCCCCCGCCACCACAGCCUCGCAUAGGGCUUGGACGCGGCGGCCUUGCCGGACGCUCGCUCGCCAAGCCUGCCGCUGCCCCCGUGCAGAUGCCACCUUCGUCGCCACCGCCAUCUGACGGACUGACGGCGAUGGAACGCGCCGAGCUCGAGGAGUUGAGGGCAGCGAACGAGAGACUUACGCGGCAGGUGGAGGAUAUGCGGCACGAGAGGAGCAAGUACAUGUCUGAGAUCCAGGAGCUCAAGAACCAGAACGCAGGCCUCAUCGAAGAUCAUACUCGUGAUGUUCUCAGCAUCAAAGCCAAGGAGACCCAGCUGGUCCGCGCAAGAAGCGAUGCAGAGGCCACGGAACAGACCAACGACCGCCUCCGACGUGAGCUCGACCGCCUCAAGAGGGCGCUCAACCACGCCGAAGGCCUCAACUCCAGGUCAGGCAUGGUCAGUCCUGGUCUCGCCUCUCCCACACACGAUGACGUCGGCAUCUACCGCGACGCCUCAUACGGCUCAUCUUCUGCCCGGCACAACCGCGUUAGUUACGCCAGCAACAUCUCAGAAGAGAAGGAGAACGGAGACCAUCACUACCCUCGCUCGAAGGCACUCAGUCCCGAACUUAGGUAUACGGGCAGUGCAUCGUCUGGUCGCGGGAGCCCUGCUAGAGGCUACCGAAGCUCUGCUGCCACUCCCGUUGACGACAUGCCGCCACCUUCAUACCCGUCUGGCGGAGGCGGAGGCGGAGGAAGCGGUUUCAACUCGAGUAACAAUGGUGUGGAAAGCUGGAAACGUGCUGCCGAGGUGACGAGUCAGCUGAAAGCCAGGAUCGAACAAAUGAAGGCGAAACAAGGAUUUGCUCGUCCCUAAGCUUGGCCAAGGAGACUCGGUGCUUCGCGGCGGAAGAAGGCAUUGUCAGAUAUUGAUGUGGAUAUGAAGGCGGUUUUUGGGUCAAGGUUUGAUGGGUACAGUACGGUCGGAAGAGGGGGGUUGCGGAGGCUUGUUGCUUGUUCUUGGUUGCACAUCAUUGGCGUCGGAUGCAUACCCAUACCUCAUCUCUUGUCCGGCCUGCGCUUGGAACAGGCAUAUUUUCUGUCUGUAUGAAUUAUGGAUUUCUUGUUCAGUCAACUCACCUGUAUAGCUUUGAGUGGCGCAGGUGUACUUAAUUCAUGAUGUUUAUGAAACAAACUUGGUUCUUUCAC
Colletotrichum destructivum is the source of this 3586-nucleotide messenger RNA. Its product is annotated as Putative armadillo-like helical, TOG domain, XMAP215 family protein. Bases 582 to 3254 code for a protein of 890 amino acids. Gene Ontology annotation, biological process: mitotic spindle organization; establishment or maintenance of microtubule cytoskeleton polarity; microtubule polymerization. Gene Ontology annotation, molecular function: microtubule plus end polymerase activity; microtubule plus-end binding. Gene Ontology annotation, cellular component: kinetochore; spindle pole body; microtubule plus-end. The transcript is spliced from 5 exons. Lineage: Eukaryota; Fungi; Ascomycota; Sordariomycetes; Glomerellales; Glomerellaceae. The record is from RefSeq and is a predicted model, not a curated record.